Messenger RNA from Prunus mume (Japanese apricot), 3315 nucleotides. The record is from RefSeq and is a predicted model, not a curated record. Lineage: Eukaryota; Viridiplantae; Streptophyta; Magnoliopsida; Rosales; Rosaceae.
UUUAAAAACAAAUAUAGAAAAGUAAAAGAAAGAAAGAUAAAAGCUAUUACUUCAACAGUUUAAAUCGGAUUAGGGUUUCGGUUUUGGAGUUACGAUGGCGAAUUUCAAUAUCGUCGUCGAUGAAGAUCAGCAAUGGCUGCUCAAUUGCUUGUCUGCUACUCUCGACCCUAAUCACGAGGUUCGCUCAUUCGCCGAAGCUUCGCUUAAUCAGGCUUCUCUGCAACCAGGUUUUGGAAGUGCGUUAUCCAAGGUUGCUGCUAACAGGGAGCUCCCAUUAGGGUUGCGCCAGCUAGCUGCUGUCCUUCUUAAGCAGUUUAUUAAGAAACACUGGCAUGAGGCUGAGGAAGCAUUUGAACAUCCUGCUGUUUCAAAUGACGAGAAGGCAGUUGUACGCAGACUUCUGUUGUUGUCUUUGGAUGAUUCUCACAGGAAAAUCUGUACAGCAAUUAGUAUGGCUGUUGCAUCUAUAGCAGUUUAUGACUGGCCAGAGGUUUGGCCUGACUUAUUACCGUACCUAAUGAAGUUGAUAAAUGAUCAAACUAAUAUGAAUGGAGUACAUGGUGCUCUAAGGUGCUUGGCUCUUCUGUCUGUUGACUUGGAUGAUACAGUGGUUCCAACAUUAGUACCAGCCUUGUUCCCAUGCUUGCUUAAAAUUGUAUCAUCUCCUGAGAUGUAUGACAAAUAUUUAUGCUCAAAAGCUCUUUCAAUUGUUUAUUCUUGUAUCUCCAUGUUGGGGGUGAUGAGUGGUGUAUAUAAGACGGAAACCAGUGCAUUAAUAGUGCCAAUGGUUAAGCCAUGGAUGGAUCAAUUCUCUAAAAUCCUCAAUCAUCCUCUGCAAUCUGAAGAUCCCGAUGAUUGGAGCAUAAGAACGGAGGUAUUGAAGUGUUUGAAUCAGUUUGUUCAGAACUUUCCUAGCCUCAUUGAAAGUGAAUUUAUGAUUAUUGUAGGACCAUUGUGGCAAACCUUUAUGACUUCUCUUGGAGUAUAUGUGCGAUCAUCUAUUGAAGGUACAGAAGAUCCAUUUGAUGGAAGAUAUGAUUCUGAUGGGGCCGAGAAAAGCCUUGAUUCCUUUGUCGUCCAGUUGUUUGAGUUUCUGUUGACCAUUGUGGGUAGCGCUAAAUUGGGAAAGGUCAUUAUGAAUAAUGUGGAAGAGUUGACAUAUUACACCAUCGCUUUUCUCCAAAUAACAGAACAACAGGUUCAUACUUGGUCAGUGGAUGCCAACCAAUUUGUAGCUGAUGAAGAUGAUGUUACUUAUAGCUGUCGUGUUUCUGGUGCACUUUUGCUUGAAGAAGUGGUGAAUUCAUGUGGUACAGAAGGAAUCAGCGCCAUCAUUGAGGCCGCAAAAAAGCGUUUUAGUGAGUCUCAAAGAGAAAAGGAUGCUGGUUCUCCAAUUUGGUGGAGAAUAAGGGAGGCUACUCUUUUUGCUUUGGCUUCUCUAUCAGAACAAUUGCUUGAAGCAGAGGAUUCAGAACUGACAAGAGUUGGCUCAGGAAACCUACUGGAGCAAAUAAUCACGGAAGACAUUGGAUUAGAUGUACAUCAAUAUCCCUUUCUAUAUUCUCGUAUCUUUUCAUCAGUUGCUAAAUUCUCCUCUGUGAUCAGCCAUGGAGUUCUUGAGCACUUUCUCUAUGCUGCUAUCAAAGCAAUUAGCAUGGAUGUGCCCCCACCUGUCAAAGUAGGUGCCUGCAGGGCUCUUUCUGAGCUCCUACCUGAAACAAAUAAAGUUAUAAUUCACCCACAUCUGAUGAGUUUGUUUCAAUCACUGUCAGAUCUUCUUAAUCAGGCAUCUGAUGAAACCUUGCACUUGGUACUUGAAACACUGCAAGAGGCAAUUAAGGCCGGUUACGAAUUAUCGGCAUCAAUAGAGCCUAUCAUCUCUCCUGUUGUCCUGAACAUGUGGGCAUCACACAUUUCCGAUCCUUUUAUCUGUAUUGAUGCAAUUGAAGUUAUGGAGACACUGAAGAAUGCUCCUGGUUGUAUUCGUCCUCUGGUUUCUCGAGUUUUACCAUAUGUUUGGCCAGUCCUGAAUAAACCCCAACAGCAGCCUGAUGGAUUAGUAGCUGGAUCAGUGGAUCUGGUAACAAUGUUAUUGAAAAAUGCUCCUAUUGAUGUGGUGAGAACAUUAUAUGAUGCCUGUUUUGAUACUGUUAUACGAAUAGUCCUUCAAAGUGACGAUCAUAGUGAAAUGCAGAAUGCAACGGAAUGUUUAGCUGCUUUUGUAUCUGGUGGAAGACAAGAUGUGCUUGCUUGGAGUGGUGAUUUGGAAAAUACAAUGAGAAGAUUGCUUGAUGCGGCAUCAAGGCUUCUAGACCCUGAUUUGGAUAGCUCUGGUUCUCUUUUUGUUGGGAGCUACAUUCUGCAACUUAUUUUGCAUCUGCCAUCACAGAUGGCACCCCAUAUUCGAGACCUGGUUGCUGCUCUUAUUAGGCGCAUGCAAUCUGCUCAAAUAGCAGGAUUGAGAAGCUCACUGCUACUCAUUUUUGCUCGAUUGGUCCACUUGAGUGCCCCUAAAGUUGAACAGUUUAUUGACCUCCUGGUCACCAUCCCAGCUGAAGGCUAUGAUAAUUCUUUCGUCUAUUUAAUGUCAGAAUGGACUCAGCAGCAAGGUGAGAUCCAGGGGGCUUACCAAAUUAAAGUCACUACUACUGCUUUGGCCUUAUUACUAUCAUCUAGGCAUGCUGAAUUAGCAAAAAUUAACGUGCAAGGAUAUUUAUUUCAGUCUGCUGCUGGAAUAACCACUCGCUCAAAAGCUAAAUUAACUCCAGAUCAGUGGACUGUGGUGCCACUUCCUGCAAAGAUAAUGGCUUUACUGGCAGAUGCAUUGGUUGAAAUCCAAGAACAGGUUGUAGCUGGUGAUAAUGAGGUAAUUAAUCAUUUGCCAAAGAUUACUUGGGUAGCAAUAAACAUAGCUUUGAACCAAGAUAAGGACUUGAUGUAUUCAGCUGGUGUUACAUCCUCCGGCAGACCCUCACACCAACAUCUUGAAGCAAUAGCAAAAGCAUUUAAUAAGGAUGAGGAGGAGGAUAGGUAUGAAGAUGAUCAACUAACUGUGGCUGAUCCCCUUAACCAGAUUAAUCUGGCGAACUAUCUUGCGGAGUUUUUCGUAAACUUUUCUCAGAGUGAAAGACAAAUGUUUGAUCAUAUUUUCCAGAGCCUGACGCAGGAUCAAAGGAAUGCUAUUCAAAUGGUACGAGCUCUGUGAAGAUUUUUGUGGAUGUGUUAAGGUUGGAUUGUUUGCUCCUAAGCCAGCCAUCGUCCAAUUGUUUUCAUGAAGGAAAAGAUUAUUAACCCCCAAGAAAGGGAAGGAAAAAA